This is a messenger RNA of Sabethes cyaneus, 1873 nucleotides long. RefSeq names its product etoposide-induced protein 2.4 homolog (gene tank). Gene Ontology annotation, biological process: macroautophagy. Lineage: Eukaryota; Metazoa; Arthropoda; Insecta; Diptera; Culicidae. Bases 212 to 1468 code for a protein of 418 amino acids. The transcript is spliced from 4 exons. Gene Ontology annotation, cellular component: endoplasmic reticulum. The record is from RefSeq and is a predicted model, not a curated record.
ACGAUACUUUCAUUUUCUACCUAUCGUCUAUGUAGUCCUGGUGCGAGCUGUGUUGACCAUUUUGCAAAGACAAAAUGAGACGUAUUUUUGUGUUGUCUUGAAAUUCAGUGAAAAUCGUGUGCAAAGUAACUCCCUUUCUUUCUUAGCAAUAUAAUUAGCAUUUUUUAUUUCCUGACCUCGUUAGUUAUUUACAUGCAGUGGCUUUUACGAGAUGAAUAGAUUAUACAAUAUAGCGAUCCUCAUGUUACAUGGAGCAUUCGAAAGCACUAAGGGCAUAUAUGUAAUUAUUCAGUUAGAUAGGGAAGCAAGUCGAAAUGCGGCACCGCCGAAGGUAAGGCGUCUGGACCCAGCAGCACUGUCGGGCGGUCGGGCCACCAAGGAAAGUCUGUCCACGCCGUCUGCCCGCUCGGAGAAAAACAAAGAUAGCGUCGAACCGAAGAUUGAAUACAAGAUUACGCGACGUGUACUCCAGUGCUGUGGUCUCAGCUUAGGAAUCUUUGGGUGUAGCAUGUUUAUAUUCAAACUAGCUGUUCUACCGGGGCUAUACUACCUACUAUCGCAUCUGUUUGCAAACUCUGCAACCGCCUCAACUGUAUGGGGCUGGAUAAGUCCAUCACUUUCAGUGCUAUUUCACGGUCUCUGGGUGGUGCCUCUAUACGUGAUAAGCAAGGUUGUCAACACUCUUUGGUUCCAGGAUAUUGCAGAUUCGGCGUACAAAAUACGUAAAGGUCGACCGCAGCUGAUUACUAGCAUCAGUAAAUUUAUCGCUGACAGCGCUAUCAACUUCGUCAUCCAGUUGCUUUUUCUACUGCAGAGCGUAUUGUGUCUAAUUAUACCAUUUCCUGUGCCAUUCUUGGGCAAAUUUCUGUAUAUCAUACAUAUGAGUAUGCUUUGCUCGUUGUAUGCAUUCGAGUACAAAUGGCUCAAUAUGGGUUGGGAAUUGCACAAACGACUGACCUACAUCGAAAACAACUGGCCGUUCUUCAUUGGCUUUGGUUUGCCUCUAGCCAUUCUCUCAGAACUAGCCGGCGCGUUCUUCUUCAACAGCUGUAUAUUUUCCGCGCUAUUUUCCUUACUCAUUGUUAGCGCUAAUGAAACCACUCCAAGGGUGGUAGUAGGUGAAAGGCCUCUGAGACUCUUUGCAGUGGUGGUAGUUAUCACCAAUCUCGUGCUCAACAAUCAAAUCAAGCUGGGCAAAACGGCUCUUACGACUCCGAUCAGUGGAAGUCCCGGUACACCAGCAUUGAUGGGCCGCGGAAUAACUCCACCUCUAUCGAGUGGCACACCAACUCCGUCGCUUAAUUUUCAACUGAAUCAACAGCAAAAAAAUCGACAGCACCACCAUCAUCAUCGCCAGCAUCGCCGUACAUCUCCGACAUCUUCAACUGGAACAGAUUCGAUGGCAGGCACGGUGCUGUCAUACCAACAGCAACAACAAGCUUUGCUAAAUCGUAACUUCAGGCGAUAGGUGCAUCGAAGAAGCCACAUUAGGAUAUAGAAAUCAGAAGCCAAGAUGAUAGAAUCAAACAGCCGCGGUGCAAAUCGCAACACAAGUGAUCAACGAUUAUUAAAUAAGUGUACCAGUUCUAAGCGCGUAACAAUAAUCAUAACACAAACAAACAAAUCGAAUAAGAACAAAAUUUUCAGAUAGAUACGUUGAAUGGUGCUCAGUUUCGGUUUCGGUUUUUGUGUUUUUUUGCUGAGGAUUGUUUCUAGAAUUAGAUAGUGUCGCCUCAAAGAUACAAGCCACUGCACAUAAUAAGUAUAUAAGAUAAAAUCCAAAUUGUGGCGCACUUACACUUUUUGUGUAAAAAAAAGAAGUAAACGAUCAGACUGCUUUUUCCUCUCUAGUAAGGAAACAUUAAAUAAGAUU